Messenger RNA from Tupaia belangeri chinensis (Chinese tree shrew), 2982 nucleotides. It is a transcript of the gene LOXL3, whose product is annotated as lysyl oxidase like 3. The transcript is spliced from 16 exons. Gene Ontology annotation, biological process: inflammatory response; peptidyl-lysine oxidation; collagen fibril organization. Lineage: Eukaryota; Metazoa; Chordata; Mammalia; Scandentia; Tupaiidae. Gene Ontology annotation, molecular function: copper ion binding; protein-lysine 6-oxidase activity. The record is from RefSeq and is a predicted model, not a curated record. Gene Ontology annotation, cellular component: membrane. The coding region runs from base 177 to 2495 and encodes 772 amino acids.
GUCCAGUCUCCCCUGGCCAAGCACUUUUUGGGGGAAGUCCUAGCACUGAUCUCCAGGACCAGGACUCUUCUCCCAGCCCCUAGGCUCUUCUCAGCCAAAGACAAGAGAAUGGUCUCUAAUCUUGGUCUCUGAUCCCCGUCCUUUGAGCUCUGGCUCUCAGACUGGACUUCCCUGCCAUGCCACCUGUCAGUGUCCGGCAGUGGAGCCCGUGGGGGCUGCUGCUCUGCCUGCUUUGUGGCUGGUGCUCCGGGUCUCCAUCCCCUUCCACGGGCCCUGAGAAGAGGGCUGGAAGCCAGGGGCUGCGAUUCCGGCUGGCCGGCUUCCCCAGGAAGCCCUACGAGGGUCGAGUGGAGAUACAGCGAGCUGGUGAAUGGGGCACCAUCUGCGAUGAUGACUUCACGCUGCAAGCUGCCCACGUCCUCUGCAGGGAGCUGGGCUUCACAGAGGCUACAGGCUGGACCCACAGUGCCAAGUAUGGCCCUGGAACAGGCCGCAUCUGGCUGGACAACCUGAGCUGCAGUGGGACAGAGAAGAGUGUGACUGAAUGUGCCUCCCGGGGCUGGGGGAACAGCGACUGUACCCAUGAUGAGGACGCCGGAGUCAUCUGCAAGGACCAGCGCCUCCCAGGGUUCUCAGACUCCAAUGUCAUCGAGGUGGAGCAUCACCUGCAAGUCGAGGAGGUGCGACUCCGACCCGCGGUGGGGUGGGGCAGGCGGCCGCUGCCCGUGACUGAGGGGCUGGUGGAAGUCAGGCUACCCGAAGGCUGGCUCCAAGUGUGCGACAAAGGCUGGAGCGCCCACAACAGCCACGUGGUCUGCGGGAUGCUGGGCUUCCCCGGUGAGAAGAGAGUCAACGCGGCCUUCUACAGACCAAUUACCAAGCUUAAAGUCAAACCCAAACACCGAGUGGGCAGGGGGCCAAUCAAGAGGCUGCUGGCCCAGCGGCAGCAACACUCCUUUGGUCUGCAUGGGGUGGCGUGUGUGGGCACGGAGGCCCACCUCUCCCUCUGUUCCCUGGAGUUCUAUCGAGCCAAUGACACCACCAGGUGCCCAGGGGGGGCCCCUGUGGUGAUAAGCUGUGUGCCAGGCCCUCUCUACUCAGCGUCCAGUGGCCAGAAGAAACAACAGUCAAAACCUCAGUGGGAGGCCCGCGUACGUCUAAAGGGUGGUGCCCAUCCUGGAGAGGGCCGGGUGGAAGUCCUGAAGGCUGGCACGUGGGGCACAGUCUGUGACCGCAAGUGGGACCUGCAGGCAGCCAGCGUGGUGUGUCGAGAGCUGGGCUUUGGGAGCGCUCGAGAGGCUCUGAGUGGCGCCCGCAUGGGGCAGGGCAUGGGCGCCAUCCACCUGAGUGAGGUUCGGUGCUCUGGACAGGAGCCCUCCCUCUGGAAGUGCCCCUACAGGAAUAUCACAGCUGAGGACUGUGCCCACAGCCAGGAUGCCGGGGUCCGAUGCAACCUACCCUACACUGGGGUUGAGACCAAGAUCCGACUGAGUGGGGGCCGCAGCCGACAUGAGGGGCGAGUGGAGGUGCAAAUAGGGGGACCUGGAUCCCCUCGCUGGGGUCUCAUCUGUGGGGAUGACUGGGGGACACUGGAGGCCAUGGUGGUCUGCAGGCAACUUGGUCUGGGCUACGCCAACCACGGCCUGCAGGAGACCUGGUACUGGGACUCAGGGAACGUAACAGAGGUGGUGAUGAGUGGAGUGCGCUGCACAGGGACUGAGCUGUCCCUGGACCAAUGUGCCCAUCAUGGCACCCACAUUGCCUGCAAGAGGACGGGGACCCGCUUCACUGCUGGAGUCAUCUGUUCUGAGACCGCGUCGGAUCUGCUGUUGCACUCGGCUCUCGUGCAGGAGACGGCCUACAUUGAGGACCGGCCCCUGCACAUGCUGUACUGUGCUGCAGAGGAGAACUGCCUGGCCAGCUCAGCCCGCUCGGCCAACUGGCCUUAUGGCCACCGGCGCCUGCUCCGAUUCUCCUCCCAAAUCCACAACCUGGGACGAGCAGACUUCAGGCCCAAGGCUGGGCGCCACUCCUGGGUGUGGCAUGAAUGCCACGGGCAUUACCACAGUAUGGACAUCUUCACUCACUACGAUAUCCUGACCCCCAAUGGCACCAAGGUGGCUGAGGGCCACAAAGCUAGUUUCUGUCUAGAAGACACUGAGUGUCAGGAGGACGUCGCCAAGAGGUACGAGUGUGCCAACUUUGGAGAGCAGGGCAUCACAGUAGGCUGCUGGGAUCUCUACCGGCACGACAUCGACUGUCAGUGGAUAGACAUCACAGACGUGAAGCCAGGAAACUAUAUCCUCCAGGUGGUCAUCAACCCAAAUUAUGAAGUAGCAGAGAGUGACUUCACCAACAACGCAAUGAAGUGUAACUGCAAAUAUGAUGGCCAUCGCAUCUGGGUGCAUAACUGCCACAUUGGUGACGCCUUCAGUGAAGAGGCCAACAGGAGGUUCGAGCGCUAUCCUGGCCAGACCAGCAACCAGAUCAUCUAAAGUACCACCACCCUCAUCCGCAAACCACCACUGGCCCCUCCCGGCAGGGGUGUGAGGCUGCCAUUACCUCAGGAGCUUACCCAGGAACCCCUGAUAUCAGCAGGCCCACUGCGCUCAUCCACCUGUGCUCCAUGGACACAGAACUGCCAAGAAGAAGUUAUUGCCUCCUUCCCAGGCCAGAUGUCAGUAUCCGUGGCCAAGCGUGGGGAAUCUUUGCUCCCAGGCCCAGCACCGAGCAGAACACACAUGAAGAGCAGCACCUGACUAACUGCCCAGAAUGACAGAUGGCAGCAGCUCGUUUUCUUGAACAGAGAGGUCAAGACGGUCAGCUCCAGUAUCUCUCCUAAAUUCAGGGCAGAUACAGCUUUACCUCUAGCCUCUGGUGGGGAAAGAGAUCCAGCCCAUCCCACCACCCCCAUUUUUGACUAUAACAUGUUGCUAGGUAUAAUUUUAUUUUAUAUAAAAAGUGUUUUUGCGAUUCUUCAGA